AUGCUUCUACUAGCGCUUUUUUUUGUGGUGAAAACCACUUCUGCUCUUGAAUUUUUCUCCAACACAUUCGCUUUGGCAGAUCAAUGCAGCGGUGUUUGUCAGAAUUUGAAUUUACCAAGACUUGAACUGGAGAAUUAUGAGCAGGUUGUUUGUCAGAGGGGAUGCCGCUUUUUUAACAUACUCAAGUUUAAAGACGAAUUAAACAUUAACAGCACCAAAAAAGAAUGUCAUUUAUCCUGUACUGAAUCUUAUCUGGAAAAAAAGGAAAAUGAUGUUUGUCAAAUUGGUUGUGAUGAAAUGUCCAGAAGAAGACUAGUAGAGAUGACAAACUUCCUGAUAUUAACACAAGAUGAUGAUAACAAUGCCAUUGUAUUAGCUGAACCAGACUUGGAGAUUCUUGAAUCUGAAAUGUCCGAUCCAAGCAUAAAAAGCCAAUUGGAAAUAGGCUUUAAUAUUGAUUACAAAAUCCCUGAAACUAACAUAAGAACGAUGCCCAUACGUUUAUCUGAAACUGAAAUAGUCAAAACAGAAAGCAGCGACUGGUUGGAUUGUGCUUCCAGAAAAUUAGGUAUACCAUCCUGGAUGCUGUUUAUAGCAAUUUUGUCCGCAAUUUUUAGCCUCUUAUGUCUAUACCCCAAACCGGCUAAAGAUGAGCCUAUAGUUGAUGUGGACAUCCCAGAUAUUAAGUUAAUAUUGGAUCCAGAGAUUAUUAUUGAGAAAAGCGAUGUUGAGGUGUGUUUUCAGCUACCUCCUAAGUAUUCAGAAAAAGAUGAAAAUGCCUAA
Messenger RNA from Brassicogethes aeneus, 783 nucleotides. NCBI's taxonomy places the organism in Eukaryota, Metazoa, Arthropoda, Insecta, Coleoptera, Nitidulidae. The record is from the annotation of a GenBank genome assembly.